CGCGGCCGUGACGCGCGGACCUGGCCCGGCCGGGCCGGAACAGGGGCGGCGGCGGCGGCGGCGGCGGCGGCGGCAGGCCCGGCGCCGGGAUGGCGAUGUUCCGCAGCCUGGUGGCUUCGGCUCAGCAGCGGCAGCCGCCGGGCGGGCCGGCGGGCGGCGACAGCGGCCUGGAGGCGCAGUACAGCUGCCCGAUCUGCCUGGAGGUGUACCACCGGCCCGUGGCCAUCGGCAGCUGCGGCCACACGUUCUGCGGGGAGUGCCUCCAGCCCUGCCUCCAGGUACCGUCCCCCCUCUGCCCGCUGUGCCGCCUGCCCUUCGACCCCAAGAAGGUGGACAAGGCCGCCCAUGUGGAGAAGCAGCUCUCGUCCUACAAGGCGCCCUGCAGGGGCUGCAACAAGAAGGUGACAUUGGCCAAGAUGAGGGUGCACGUUUCCUCCUGCAUGAAGGUCCAGGAGCAAAUGGCCAACUGUCCCAAGUUCGUCCCCGUGGUGCCCACGUCUCAGCCCAUCCCCAGCGCCGUCCCCAACAGGUCCACCUUCACCUGCCCCUACUGUGGCGCCCGCAACCUGGACCAGCAGGAGCUGCUCAAGCACUGUGUGGACAACCACCGCAGCGACCCCAACCGCGUGGUGUGCCCCAUCUGCUCGGCGAUGCCCUGGGGGGACCCCAGCUACAAGAGCGCCAACUUCCUGCAGCACCUGCUGCACCGACACAAGUUCUCCUACGACACCUUUGUGGAUUACAGCAUCGACGAGGAAGCUGCCUUCCAGGCUGCCCUGGCCCUGUCUCUGUCCGAGAACUGAAGGCACAGCCCAGCCCCUGGACCUGAGCCCUCCCGCCUCAGGGCACGGGGCCGCGGCUGAGGGGGACAGGCCCAGCGCCUGCGUGGAAAUGCGCCUGUGGGACGAGCGGGUGGGACGAGCGGAGCCUCCUGUGUUGCAGGACAGACGUCCCCGAGCCCGCCAGGGGCCCUGCCGUCAGAGGGUGGCCACCAGUGCUCCUGGCCGAGCCUUGCUGGCUCCUCGGUGCUUCGGGCUGAGCAGGUGGCCCGCACGGGGCUGGCUCAUUGGGCCCGCGAGCGGUGGGCGGCCGGUCCGCCUCAAAGCCAUGCUGUCCUCCUCUCGGGCACAGAGACCCACUGUGCCCCGUCGGCGUCCCGCAGGCCUGGCUGCUGAGCAGGGGGCGCAGGGGAGCCUGGCCGCCGUCUCUCAGCGCUUCCAGUUCACGCACUCGGUACUGGCUUUUGUGAUACUUAGAAAUUCUGGCAUUUUUCUAUAUUAUCCAGUGUGAUAAUCUUUUCACAUUUUAUAGAGCAAAGACCGAGCAGUUACUCUUCAUAUUGCAAUACCCGUGUUUGACUAGGAACAAUAGUAUUUUUAUGGAACAUUUACAAAAUUAUAUUUUUUAAAAAAACAGUCAAAAAGCAACAGUUGUGGGAUCAGCGAGGGGGAAGGAAAGAGAGGCGUGGACACCAGAGGCAGCGCGCGCCCUGGGGCUUUGCUCAGACAGAUCCUGGCGCUGCUCUGCUGGGUCCCCCUUCCCAACUGCCAGGAAGAACCCCCAGGGCCCCUGGCCCCUCGCAGCGGCCGCCCCAGCAGUGCAGGCCUCCUCCCGCCAGGGCCCUGGCCCCCGCCCCACUGUCCCAUUCCCAGGUGGACCCCGAACCGUGUUGGUAGGCCACCCCCGGGGUGACAGGUGGGGUUGGAAGGCGCUGUCUUACUCUUUCGGUUCACGGCAUAAGUUAUUGCUCUUUUAAAAAAAAACUUCAAUAAAACAUUUCGAAGCAUCUAUA
Messenger RNA from Mirounga angustirostris (Northern elephant seal), 1792 nucleotides. It is a transcript of the gene RNF166, whose product is annotated as ring finger protein 166. Gene Ontology annotation, biological process: ubiquitin-dependent protein catabolic process; protein polyubiquitination. Bases 90 to 803 code for a protein of 237 amino acids. The transcript has 6 exons. Gene Ontology annotation, molecular function: ubiquitin protein ligase activity. The record is from RefSeq and is a predicted model, not a curated record. NCBI's taxonomy places the organism in Eukaryota, Metazoa, Chordata, Mammalia, Carnivora, Phocidae.